Messenger RNA from Periophthalmus magnuspinnatus, 739 nucleotides. It is a transcript of the gene crybgx, whose product is annotated as crystallin beta gamma X. The transcript is spliced from 6 exons. Gene Ontology annotation, molecular function: structural constituent of eye lens. The coding region runs from base 47 to 670 and encodes 207 amino acids. Gene Ontology annotation, biological process: lens development in camera-type eye; visual perception. The record is from RefSeq and is a predicted model, not a curated record. NCBI's taxonomy places the organism in Eukaryota, Metazoa, Chordata, Actinopteri, Gobiiformes, Gobiidae.
CUACUGCAGUAUUUAAGGGCCCUUUUAGAGGCAGGUACGAGCUGACAUGAACAUCUUUAACAAGGUCCCAGGACUAGUCCAACAAACCAGCAAGCUGGGGUCUGUGCUCCAACGUGCCUUCUACGGGUCCAGUGGGAGGGUGACCCUUUUUGAGCAGAGGAACUUCGCGGGCCGUCGUUUGGACCUGAGCUCAGACUGCUCUCGUCUCAGUGACCGCAGCUUCCCCGAGAGAUGCAACUCUGUGCAGGUGGAGAGUGGAGCAUGGGUGGGGUACGAGCAUGAGAACUUCCGUGGGCGUCAGUAUUUGUGGGACAUGUCCGACAGGGGAGAGUACAACUGUUAUGACAAAUGGUGCGCCCAGGCUGACCAUAUCGCCUCUGUACGCUCCGUCAAACAGGACACAAACCCGGCCCGCGCUCAGCUGUUUGAACGUGCUGGUUACUCGGGAAAGAAGAUGGACAUCCAGGACGACAUUCCCAACCUCAUGAGCAGAUACAGCCUGAACCGCAUUGCCUCCAUCAGGGUGCUGGGUGGAGCGUGGGUGGUGUACCAGGAGCCUAACUACAGGGGCCCUCACUACGUCCUGGAGAAACGCGACUACAAUAACUUCACUGACUGGGGCAGCCAGAACAGCACUGUGGGGUCAAUGAGGCGCGUACGAUUCAACUAAAGACAAUAGCACCGAUGUAACACCAAUAUGAACCUGCCAGAUUUGUACCAAUAAACUUUUACUACUGUU